AUGAAUAGUAUAGGCGAAGAGUGUACUGAACUAAAGAAAAAAUAUGACGAUUGUUUUAAUUCCUGGUUUUCGGAUCGUUUUUUGAAGGGUGAUCAUGAUGACUCCAUGUGUGCUGGAAUUUUUAAGAUUUAUCAAGAAUGUGUAAAAAAAGCAAUGAAGCAACAGAAUAUUGAUUUCAAAGAGAUUGAUAAGGAUGUGUUGGGGACUGAUAGUGAAUUCAAAGUUCCACCUGAAUCCAGUAGU
This is a messenger RNA of Brenthis ino (lesser marbled fritillary), 243 nucleotides long. The record is from the annotation of a GenBank genome assembly. Lineage: Eukaryota; Metazoa; Arthropoda; Insecta; Lepidoptera; Nymphalidae.